AUGCAAUCGAUGCCAAAUAACUUAUAUUAUCAACCAAAUUCUGAAUACGAACAAAUAAUGAAUAAAUAUCCGUUUCACGAUUCGGGCAUUGCUGAUGAAGGUCUUUCCGAUGAAACUGGUUCAAUCGAAGAAGAAUAUCGUAAACAAGAAAACGAUAAAGAUGAUAAUGAAAUACCAAAGAAACCAAAUCCAUCGUAUUUAGAAAUAAUUGCUGAAGCAAUCUUAAAAGCACCCAAUCGUAUGAUGCAACUAUAUGAAAUUUAUAACUAUUUUCAGCGCAAAUAUCGUUAUUUUGCUGAGGAUGUGAAUAAAUCAUGGAAAAAUAGUGUAAGACAUAAUUUAUCAUUAAAUGAUUGUUUUGUUAAAGCAGGACGAGGAUCAAAUGGCAAAGGACAUUUUUGGCGUAUACAUCAUCUGGCAGAGCCAGAGUUCGAGCAAGGUCGUUUUCGACGUCGUCGUUAUCGUCAAGAAAUGCGUCGAUUGAAUAUGCAAGCAUCAUCCAUGCAUGAAUCAUCUUAUGUGCAUCAAUCAGUACCUCCAUUUUAUUCACCUUCUACAAAUCCAUAUUAUAUGUGUUCAUCAGCUCCACCUCCGUAUCAUGCAAUUUAUUCAACUCCAAAUACUUCUACAGAAACUCACGCAAUAAGUCCACCGGCGUUACAAAAUGGUUGUUUGUCAUCAUCAACACCAAGUCCCUAUCCAUUUUAUGAUCAAUAUUCCGCACAUUACUAUCCAACACAUUAUAAUUCAAUGGCUUCGUCAUAUGCAAGCCCUAAUGAAUCAAUGAAUUUCGAUGCUUAA
Molecule: messenger RNA, 801 nt
Organism: Rotaria socialis
Lineage: Eukaryota; Metazoa; Rotifera; Eurotatoria; Philodinida; Philodinidae
Source: the annotation of a GenBank genome assembly